Molecule: messenger RNA, 2345 nt
Organism: Varanus komodoensis (Komodo dragon)
Lineage: Eukaryota; Metazoa; Chordata; Lepidosauria; Squamata; Varanidae
Gene: CUNH18orf54
Product: chromosome unknown C18orf54 homolog
Exons: 8
Coding region: 556-2145 (529 amino acids)
Source: RefSeq, a predicted model, not a curated record
AGCAGGACUAAGACCUGCACUCUUAACCGCUCCACCACACUGGCUCUCAAUAAUUCCCACAACAAACCUGUAAGGCAGAAAAUCAAACAGCAGCUCAAGGGCUAACAAAUUUAUCUGCACUCAUUGUCAUACUUUUAGCAUUUCAUUCCCCCCUCCCCCCAUCUCACAAUUUACCAUCCCUCCCGUAGUCUUUAAUGUAUACAUAUCUAUAGCUUAGGAUGACACCACUCAUCUAAGUCCACAAUGGCUUAUGCUGUGAUAAAUUUGUUAGUCUUUACAUUGCUAUAAGACUUUGCUACAGCAGACUCACAAGACUACUCUUCUGGAAGUUUUUUUUAACAACAUAAGCGCUUUUUAGGUCCCCAGAUGCAUGAAUUUGCGUUCAUUUGGGGUAGACAGGCAUGUGGUAAGGGCAAUGGGAAGACAGUUUGGAUGAAGUCCAAGGGAAAUGAAACACCAGAAGACUCUUUGUUUUUGCAAGUCUGUCCCUCUGAAUCCUGUAAGGUGGAUUUCAGAAACUUGUACAGAGUUUAGGAGGCCAUUUGAUGGAAGGUGAUGUCUUGCUUGAUUAAAAACAGCAAUGUCUACUCUCCAGAAUCAACAGUAUCUUCUCUUCUGGCAAGUUGUAGUCUCAACAGUAGCAGUGACUCCAAUUCAUUCCAGUACAAAGACAAGUUGUAUAGGUCUGCAUCUCAAGCUUUGGAGGCAUAUAUUGAGGAUUUUGAUCUCAGUCUUGCAUCUUCCAAUUUAAGGCCUGGAAAAAUCAGUAUUACCCAGAGUACCCCUAAAGACUUCAGUUCCUCAAAGGACAGUUUCAGCCACAAAUAUGCUUUGGAGAACCGUAAAUGGCAGGCGCUUCUUGGUUCAGUUGGUCCACAUUUGAGAAGAAAGAUUGCUUAUGAGCCAGAUAAGCUCAGUCUUACAACGGAUGAUCUUCUCGCCUUCCCUCCUGAUGGUUCUGUAUCUUUUACCCGCACUGCUGCCUUAAGGCCAGCAGCUCGGAGUAACAACACAACCAGGAAGUCACUGACUGCAUCCUAUGUUCCUCGUUGGACUUCAUCAUUUGGCAAUAAAGAAGAAUUGCACCUUCCAGACCAUGCUGCCAUUUCCUCCUCAUCCAAGUACACUAGAAGAACAGUGUGCACACAAGAUUCAUUUCACAAUUCUGGUCUUUCUGUAAAAGACCAGGUCACUGAACAAGAGGACCUGGGAUCUGUUUUUCAUAAGAACUAUCCAAGGUGGCUUACAAGCCAGAAAUCUGACUUGAGCAUUUCAGGAAUAAGUAGCAUUCCUGAUUUCAAGUAUCCAGUGUGGCUGACAAACCAUGGACUCUUGUCAGGUUCAAGUACUGUUGGUUCUACCCAGGCAUCAGCUGGGGAUAGUGCUGCUUCCUCUUUCCAAGGAAGCAGUGUGCUGAUAGGGGGUCAAAAUGUACAUAGAUCAAACACCUUUGGAUCUUCUGGAUAUACUGGUGUGUUGGACCUGCAACAUGAGCAUAAUGCUCAGGCAAAUUGCCAGUAUGAUAUUCCAAAGGUCUGCUUAGCCUCUGAGGGUUUGAGAGAGCAGAAGCAUCUAUUUAGAGAUGAUGACAAGGUACUGCUUCCAAAGGUGAGGAAAGCUCUUGACUCUUCUGUUGAGGAAUUAACCAGUGUCCUAAAAAAUGAUAGCAGCCCUUGUACAGUGGAUGUCCUAGAAGCAGAAAGAUCAUGGGAUAACGUUCCAGUUGGCUUGAAAUCACCAGUACCUGUGCGUUGCAUGGAGGAGGAGGAGGAGGAGGAAGAAGAGAACUCUCUGCAAAGCCCCAAAGCAAGCAUUGUUAAUGAAUAUUUGGAAGAUUGUUUACUGAAUGGCAGAUCAGAGAGUACAUUUUCUGGAGGGAAUCACCAUGGGCCAGUGGAAGCUUUGAAGCUGAUGCUAUUUAAUCUUCAAGCAGUUCAGCACAGCUUUAACCAGAACAAAACUACUGGACAAAAGGAGGAGUUUAAAAAAGCUUUAGAGGAAGAUGUGAAAUUUAAGCUGUCUGAUCACGAUGUGAUCCCUGUAAGAAGGUCCCUUCAGAGGGCUUUACACCAUUUAUCCCGGCUUAAAGGUCUGGUUGAAGAUACGGGUGGCAAAGAAGAAUCAAAAGAAUUGACCAAGACAUGAACUGUCGUAAAUUUGUUUCAGUGCAGCAUCUUACCUGUCACUGAGUAUACUGAGAAAAUUCCUUGGGCAGUGUGAUAACGACCUGAGCACUCCUCAGAUCCCUUCGAAGGAGUCACAAUAGUGCUAUAAUUUUCUGGUAUUUGAGUCAAAUUUAAUAAAUGACAGAUGGGUGUGUGCACGCAUUACUCCAGUUCACUAGA